GAGAGUUGCCCUCUAGCAAGUUGAGGAUAAGAAAUCAAUCAGAUUGUGACAUGUUCAUUAACCUUUUUAUGAAAUUCUUGAUAAAGGGUUAAAAGAGCACUGGGUCGUGGUAUUCGCCUAUUUUUCACUUUAAUUAUUUGCCAUCGAGCUCUGUUUAUCAUAAAUUGCUGUCCAUAUCUCGCUUUUUUGUUUUUUUUUGCUUUUAAUUUACUUAUUUUCCAUUACCUAUUUUCCAUUACUACCAACAAUAUAAUAUCGCCAUGGGUUUAUAUCAAGAUCUUUUACCGUUAUCAACUGGGAUUGUUGUUGCAGCUUCGUCAUUUUGCUUGGGUAUUGUUUAUGCCAACUUUCAAUAUGAUUAUAAAACUUUGAUUUUCAAAGAUGGAACUGAAGCUGAUUUUAUAAAUUCAUUAAAUCACUAUACCACUUGGGCUAAUUCCCCACUUAAGAUAUUACAUAUUUUGCAUGUUGUAUUAGGUGUUGGCAUAUUUGGUUUUUGUAUAAAAAUCUGGAAACCAACCGAUGAUACUUAUUUAUUUGAUUAUUCAUGUUUAUUCAUGUUUAUUGCUUCGAUGAUUAUCUACGCUACUAAUUUAAAAAUCGGAGCUGAUAGUUGUAUCCAUGGAGACUGGGGAGAAGUUGACAUGAAGACUGGUAUCAAUGUUAUGGCCGCUUCGCAAAUAAUGGUUGUGUUUCUUUUAACGGGUGUUUUAUUUCUACAAGCUGGUCAAUUUUAUUCUGAAUUUGAUUUCAAAAGAAAAACCGCUAAACUCGAAGCUGAAUAUCGUGAAAAGGAAAACAAAGCUAAAAAAGAAUUGAAUGAAAAAAGUGAAAAGAACAAUCAAAAGAAUUCCAAAAAACACAAAAAUUCCAAAGGUGAAAAGGUUGAAGCCAAAUCAACUGGAGUUGAAGCCUAGAUUAAUGCUAUUAAGCCAACAAUUCCAAAAAAAAUGGCUUUGG
This is a messenger RNA of Ascoidea rubescens DSM 1968, 960 nucleotides long. It is a transcript of the gene SHR3, whose product is annotated as Shr3p. Bases 261 to 917 code for a protein of 218 amino acids. The record is from RefSeq and is a predicted model, not a curated record. Gene Ontology annotation, biological process: endoplasmic reticulum to Golgi vesicle-mediated transport. Gene Ontology annotation, cellular component: endoplasmic reticulum membrane. Lineage: Eukaryota; Fungi; Ascomycota; Saccharomycetes; Ascoideales; Ascoideaceae. The transcript has a single exon.